Molecule: messenger RNA, 228 nt
Organism: Exophiala xenobiotica
Lineage: Eukaryota; Fungi; Ascomycota; Eurotiomycetes; Chaetothyriales; Herpotrichiellaceae
Product: 60S ribosomal protein L29
Exons: 2
Coding region: 1-228 (75 amino acids)
Biological process (GO): cytoplasmic translation
Cellular component (GO): ribosome; cytosolic large ribosomal subunit
Molecular function (GO): structural constituent of ribosome
Source: RefSeq, a predicted model, not a curated record
AUGAGGAAGUUGGAAAAACGGUCUGACCACAAAACAGAAUCAAAGAACUCGUCCCAGCACAACCAAGCCAAGAAGGCUCACAAGAACGGCAUCAAGAAGCCAAAGACCCACAGAUACCCUUCGCUCAAGGGCACAGAUCCCAAGUUUCGAAGAAACCACAGACAUGCUCUGCACGGAACGAUGAAAGCGCUCAAGGAGGUGAAGGAGGGAAAGAGAGAUACGGCAUAA